GCUGCGGCGCGGGCCCCGCGGAGCCCAGGCGGUGGCGGGUGCUUCCGGCCAAGGGCCCUGGCGGCCGCCGCGCCCCUGCUGCUCUCAAGUUUCCCGUUGGCCGCGCGGUCCGGGCGCUUCAGGUAGCCCCUCGGCUCUCUCUGCUCCGCUCCGCGCCCAGGUAGGGCACCGACGGGGGCUGCACGCGGCUGGCCGGCUUCCUCCCUGCGGAGCCGGCCCUCCCUCCUCCCGCGGGGCCCUCCCGGCUGGGGAUCCGCAGCGCUGCGCCCUCUGAACGCCCGGCCCCCUCGCCUGCUGCGGGGCGCGGCCUGGCCGGGCCCCGGCCCCGGCUGGCCUCACUGCCCGGCAGCCCCGCUUCGCCCUGCCCAGAGCGUCCCCUUUGCUCCAGCCCUGCGGCCGUCCCCUUCGGCCGGCGGCAUGGCCCUGUCCUCCGAACCCGCCGAGAUGCCGCGGCAGUUUCCCAAGCUGAACAUCUCUGAAGUGGAUGAGCAAGUCCGGCUCCUGGCGGAGAAGGUGUUUGCUAAAGUGCUUCGAGAAGAGGACAGCAAAGAUGCCCUGUCCCUGUUCACUGUCCCAGAGGACUGCCCCAUCGGGCAAAAGGAAGCCAAGGAGAGGGAGCUGCAGAAGGAGUUGGCAGAGCAGAAGUCUGUGGAGACUGCAAAAAGAAAGAAAAGUUUCAAGAUGAUUCGGUCCCAGUCCCUGUCUCUGCAAAUGCCGACACAGCAAGAUUGGAAAGGCCCCCCGGCAGCCAGUCCGGCCAUGUCUCCCACAACCCCUGUGGUCACUGGAGCCACUUCCCUGCCCACACCAGCACCCUAUGCCAUGCCUGAGUUCCAGCGGGUCACCAUCAGCGGAGAUUACUGUGCCGGGAUCACUUUGGAGGACUAUGAGCAGGCAGCCAAGAGCCUGGCUAAGGCCCUAAUGAUCCGGGAGAAGUAUGCGCGGCUCGCCUACCACCGCUUCCCGCGGAUCACAUCCCAGUACCUGGGUCAUCCGCGGGCGGAUACUGCACCUCCGGAAGAGGGCCUUCCAGAUUUCCACCCUCCUCCACUGCCCCAGGAAGACCCCUACUGCCUGGAUGAUGCACCCCCCAACCUGGAUUACUUGGUCCACAUGCAGGGGGGCAUCCUCUUCGUGUAUGAUAACAAGAAGAUGCUGGAGCGCCAGGAGCCACACAGCCUACCCUACCCCGACCUGGAGACCUACACGGUGGACAUGAGCCACAUCCUGGCUCUCAUCACCGAUGGCCCCACGAAAACCUAUUGUCACCGACGACUGAACUUUCUGGAAUCCAAGUUCAGCCUUCAUGAGAUGUUAAACGAAAUGUCCGAGUUCAAAGAGUUGAAGAGUAACCCCCACCGGGACUUCUAUAACGUGAGAAAGGUGGACACGCACAUCCAUGCGGCUGCCUGCAUGAACCAAAAGCAUCUGCUGCGCUUCAUCAAGCACACAUACCAGACGGAGCCUGACAGGACUGUGGCGGAGAAGCGGGGCCGGAAGAUCACCCUGCGGCAGGUGUUUGACAGCCUGCACAUGGACCCCUACGACCUCACUGUGGACUCACUGGAUGUCCAUGCGGGCCGGCAGACAUUCCACCGCUUUGACAAGUUCAACUCCAAAUACAACCCUGUGGGGGCCAGUGAGCUGCGCGACCUGUAUUUGAAAACUGAAAACUAUCUGGGAGGAGAGUACUUUGCUCGGAUGGUCAAGGAGGUUGCCCGGGAGCUGGAGGAGAGCAAGUACCAGUACUCAGAGCCACGGCUCUCCAUCUACGGCCGCAGUCCUGAGGAGUGGCCCAACCUGGCCCGCUGGUUCAUCCAGCACAAGGUCUACUCUCCCAACAUGCGCUGGAUCAUCCAGGUGCCCCGGAUCUAUGACAUAUUUAGGUCAAAGAAGCUGCUGCCAAACUUUGGGAAGAUGCUGGAGAACAUCUUCCUGCCCCUUUUCAAGGCCACUAUCAACCCCCAAGAUCAUCGAGAGCUUCACCUCUUCCUUAAAUAUGUGACGGGGUUUGACAGCGUGGAUGAUGAGUCCAAGCACAGCGACCACAUGUUUUCCGACAAGAGCCCGAACCCAGACGUCUGGACCAGUGAGCAGAACCCACCCUACAGCUACUACCUGUACUACAUGUAUGCCAACAUCAUGGUGCUCAACAACCUCCGCAGGGAGCGUGGCCUGAGCACGUUCCUGUUCCGGCCGCACUGUGGGGAGGCCGGCUCCAUCACCCACCUGGUGUCUGCCUUCCUCACUGCUGACAACAUUUCCCACGGGCUGCUCCUCAAGAAGAGUCCGGUAUUGCAGUAUCUUUACUACCUUGCUCAGAUCCCCAUUGCCAUGUCUCCUCUUAGCAACAACAGUUUGUUUCUCGAAUAUUCCAAGAACCCUCUGAGGGAAUUCCUGCACAAGGGACUGCAUGUUUCUCUUUCCACCGAUGACCCCAUGCAGUUCCACUACACGAAGGAAGCUCUUAUGGAAGAAUAUGCCAUUGCAGCUCAAGUGUGGAAGCUGAGCACCUGCGACCUGUGUGAGAUCGCCAGGAACAGCGUGCUGCAGAGCGGCCUCUCGCAUCAGGAAAAGCAAAAGUUUCUGGGACAAAAUUAUUACAAAGAAGGACCUGAAGGAAACGAUAUUCGAAAGACAAAUGUGGCUCAGAUCCGGAUGGCAUUCCGAUAUGAGACCUUAUGCAAUGAGCUCAGCUUCCUGUCUGAUGCUAUGAAAUCAGAAGAGAUCACCGCCUUGAUCAAAUAGGUCCAGCAUUUGACAUGCAUUUUAACUUUUUGGUUCAAUUUCAAGUCUGCUGUGGCUAAAUAGUGGUCAAGAUUCCAAACCAGGACUUUCCUCUGUGAAGAGGAUGCCUCUGAAGAAAUUUUAAACUGGUGAUUUUGGUUGGUUUAAUUUUCCAAGUAUUUCUCUUGAAACUGCCAGUGCCUGAACUGUUGGGGCCAGGGUUUUCCCUGGUCAGAUGCCAAGUAACAUGGGGUUUUCUGCCAUACUUUUCUCCAUUGGCCCAGGUUGGCUAAUUGGUAGUUUUUCAUUUCAGCCUCUGGAUGGCUGGCUGCCUUAAACACAAUCAAUUUCAAAGUUCCAUUUCAUAAAGGGGCUACUUUGAAGGAGUUAAGAUGGAAGACUUCCUUCUUGACAAUUUGUGUUUUUAAUGAAUUUCUUAAACUGUUUUAUUUAGCCCUCCUCCCCCCUUUCUAGUUGGAAGCCAAAUGUACUCAUGAAAACAGCCACUCCUAUUCUGAGUCUUGGUUUCUUCACCUAGAAAGUGAGGCUUUGGACUAGAUGAGUGGCUUUCAGGGUGUUCUGUGAAUCUCUUCAUGAAUACUUUAGGGUGGGGGAGGGAAGGGAGUGAGUGAUGCUCAGGGGCUGUCAAAGUGACUCUGCGUUCAUCAGUUUUACACUGGGGCUGCUACAUAAUAUUUUCAUUUGAAUGAAGAACUUUUAAAAGCACAGGACUAGAUGAUCUCUGUUCCUUUUGGCUCUAAUAUGCUACAACUGUAGGCCAACUAUCACUUUACCAAUUAAGAGGCCAGAUAAGUGAAAUUUAACUUAAGGUCACACAGCUAAUAAGUAAUAGGCCUACAACUGGAUUUCCUUAUUCCAAAUCUUGUCUUUUCCCCACUAUUCCAUUAGACCCCACAAAUGUUAGGGGUGUGUGUGUGUGUGUGUGUGUGUUUUAAUCACUGUAACUGGGCGCAUUUUUUUUAAGGCAAAAUUUCUCCCUUAUCUACUAUGAUGACUUCAGAAGAUACAAUGGUCCCAGGGGCCAGGUAGAAAGCAUUUUUAAAGACCAAUCUGAAUUAAGCUUUAUCAGUGUACUCUUUAUCUGUGUUACUAGUGCCUGGUAUGUAGUAGGUGCUCAAUAAAUGAAUAUUGAAUAACUAA
This is a messenger RNA of Nomascus leucogenys (northern white-cheeked gibbon), 3888 nucleotides long. Lineage: Eukaryota; Metazoa; Chordata; Mammalia; Primates; Hylobatidae. The record is from RefSeq and is a predicted model, not a curated record.